UCUUCGUGCAUGUCCGAACUUCGUCAAGUGGUGGCCAUCGUCGAUGUCCUUGGCUUGUUUAUUUAGCCCCGCUUUCAGGGUCUCGUUCUCUCUAUCUCGAGAACUGCGUCUUUCCUGUCGUUCCAACUCCCAAUUAAUUUUGUCCGUCGCAGUCUGCGCGUUUCCCGGAGCCAAUUCUACCUAUACACUUUCCGAAGACAGCCUAAGAGAUGGAUUUGACCUUCGAGGGCGGUAACAUCUUCAACCGGGACCACUACCCGCGCGACAUCAUGCUGCAGGCCAUGCCCGUCAUGAAGAAGAUGGGCAACAACCUCGACAUCAAGUACGCCACCGUCGACUCCGCCGGCGCUAAGCGCGAUCUUGCCGCCGUCGGCUACGGCCUGCGCGAGACCUCCCACACCGAGACCAUGGGUACCGUCGACUCGGGCGCUGUCGACGACAGGAUUCGCUACCUUCUACGCGACCUCUUCGAAGAGGACAUCCGCGUCGAGCGCGGGAGCGAUCGCAUCCUAGUGCUCAUGUCCUGCGCCAUCGACGGGCUGGUUGCGGAGACGAAGGACAACUUCUUCGGCUCGACGACGCGCAGCGAGGGCAAGUACUUCUCGUACCAGAUGGCGUUCUACUCGAUGCGCCGCGCGUCGUACUGCUUCUUGGUACUCUCCCUUAUUGCAUUCAAGGACCAGACCAGCGUUUUUGGGAUCCCGACGGGCAUGCGGAGCGGCAUCAGCUACAGCGCGCAGGUGUUCGAGUGCAAGCGCGUGCGCCCGACGGUGCUAUACAACUUCGGGCGCCUGCACUCGGGAGAGAGCAUGGAGUCGCCGGAUGGCAGGCACACUGCCACCCUUGGCAACGACGGCAAUUUCGUCGUCGACGGGCGUUGGGAGACGCACAGCGGCGGCAAGGGUGUAGGCCCCUGGUAUCUCGUGCUGCAGGAUGACGCCAACCUGGUCAUCUACGACAGUCGAGGAGAGCCAACGUGGGCUUCUGGCUCGCAGCCCGGAAGAUUCACGAUGCGACCGUGGCGGCUGGACAUGCAGAACGAUGGCAAUCUGGUAAUUUACGACAAGAAUGACAGAGUCCUCUGGGCUGUCCGUGUUUGAUUUGAGUGGUUACGUCUGUAAUCAUAGCGAGUUAACGUGGAACAAGUGGAGCUGGAAACCAGGCCCUGUCGAUUCUGACUUUAUUGGAUAAUUAUUGGUGCGAUCACCAUGCCUCACGC
Molecule: messenger RNA, 1219 nt
Organism: Schizophyllum commune H4-8
Lineage: Eukaryota; Fungi; Basidiomycota; Agaricomycetes; Agaricales; Schizophyllaceae
Product: alpha-D-mannose-specific lectin
Exons: 3
Coding region: 210-1100 (296 amino acids)
Source: RefSeq, a predicted model, not a curated record